This is a messenger RNA of Penicillium riverlandense, 1074 nucleotides long. RefSeq lists its product as uncharacterized. Bases 1 to 1074 code for a protein of 357 amino acids. The transcript is spliced from 2 exons. The record is from RefSeq and is a predicted model, not a curated record. Gene Ontology annotation, molecular function: catalytic activity. NCBI's taxonomy places the organism in Eukaryota, Fungi, Ascomycota, Eurotiomycetes, Eurotiales, Aspergillaceae. Gene Ontology annotation, biological process: nucleoside metabolic process.
AUGGCGGAUCCAAAAAUCUACACCGUCGGCUGGAUCUGCGCUAUUACUGCUGAAUAUGUUGCCGCCCAAGCCUUCCUCGAUGAACAGCAUGCGGGCCCAGAGUCCUUACCGCCUCAAAACAAGAACGACUACACCUUAGGCAGAAUUGGAAGGCACAAUGUGGUGAUUUGCGUUUUGCCUCUAGGUGAAUACGGUACCUCGUCAGCAGCCCGAGUUGCCGAGGACAUGUUACACAGCUUCCCUAAUGUUCGGAUCGGUCUGAUGGUCAGCAUUGGCGGUGGAGCUCCGAGCCCGCAGAAUGAUAUUCGCCUUGGCGAUGUGGUAGUGAGCACUCCUCUCAACGGCCGAAGUGGCUUUAUUCAGUACGACUUCGGUAAAAUGAUACAAGGCCAAGGAUUCUACCCUACAGGUUUCCUUGAUCAGCCCCCUACCCUCCUUCGCGCAGCGUUCAACGGUCUUCAGGCCCAAUAUGAGAUGGAAGGGCAUCAACUUGACGAGUCUAUCCGUCGCGCUCUUGAGAGGAAGCCACGGCUACGGAGAAAAUACCAGAGGCCGGAUCUCGAAAGCGACAGGCUUUAUCGAAGCCACAUCGUUCACUCACCGGGCGGCAGAUCAGAUUGUAAGGUGAUUUGUGGCGAUGAUUCGACUAGCUUAGUCUCGCGUCAUCCACGCUCUGAGGAUGAAGACAAUCCGGCUAUUCACCAUGGUUUGAUCGCAUUAGCUAAUCAGCUAAUGAACGAUGCUAUAAUCCGUGACGAACUUUCGGUAGAAAUGGACGUGUUCUGUUUUGAAAUAGAAGCAGCUAGGUUUAUGUAUCAUUUUCUAUGCCUUGUGAUCUGCGGUAUCUGCGACUACUCAGAUUCACACAAGAACAACAGCUGGCAAGUCGAAACAGAAGAGAGGAUUCUGGAAGUUCUUAAGCCAUCUCUCGAGUAUGUGGCUCGAACUAUCGAUCGCAUGGACCAUGAUUCCAUACUGGCUAAGCUGCCUAUUGCGAAUGAAGCCAGGUUUGACUCGUUCUCCGAUCGAGACGAAGUCCAAUGUCUCCAAGGUACUAGAAUCGAGAUCCUCUAG